Molecule: messenger RNA, 1545 nt
Organism: Lachnellula hyalina
Lineage: Eukaryota; Fungi; Ascomycota; Leotiomycetes; Helotiales; Lachnaceae
Exons: 2
Coding region: 1-1545 (514 amino acids)
Source: RefSeq, a predicted model, not a curated record
AUGGCUGCGGUCUCCGCACCGCAUGCCUCCAGCGCCUUGACACCCCCAGCAAGUUCUCAUGAUGGUCAAAAUUCAUGGAGUUAUUCUGUACCUGCAGAAGACGAGAACGCCUCCCGACCGAAAAUGAAUGAUUAUUCUAGACCCUCUCAAUCACAUCCCACGAAUGGAAAUCAACUUCCUCACAAAAGCUCCCGUCCCGACCUUUCCCAGCGACGAACAGAUACAUAUGGCUCCGGAAGAUCGACAGACUCUGGGCAUCUUGCACCGGGCAGGAUAACUGCCUUGUCUCGAAAAGAUAGUAAUAUCAGUGAAACAGGCAGCGCACCAGACAGCUUAUUAGAUCUUUACGGCCCAAACAGGAGCGGAAUUAGCAGCAUGGACUAUGGCGAGAGGAAAGGGCCGGUCGCUGAGACAUAUGAUGUACACGACUCGGAGCGGUCGAGAUGGAUCCACAGAGACAAGCUUGCCCGUAUAGAAAGUGAGGAACUUCAAGCUGCAGGAAUAGUUCUGCCUCGAAACCGAGCAGCCAGCCGAUCAAGACCAAGAGAUGCCAGUCGAGAUCAGCAAGGAAAUGGUAUCAGGAGUGAGCAAGGUGGACAGAGAAGGCAAAUGGUUGAAGCACCCCCAGUGGAGGAGGAAUCAGGAGAAGUUAUCAAUUGGGAUUUACGGACACCAGACGAGGUAGCUGCGGACCAGCAUUUAUACCAGGACAUGAGUGGAGGUAUCAAAGGCGUUUCGAAGAUCCCACUACUCAAGACAAGUCCACUUCCUAUACCGAUGGAACAUCUUGAACGCGAUACGCCAAUGCAAAGGAAAGCGAGUGCCCUCUGGAAUGGCGAAGAAGAGCCGAUAUCAUAUCCCAAACCUCGCGGGCGUAGCCAAAGUAUCAAACCUUUUGACCCUACACCAACUCCGACGUCUUCCAAAAGGAUGGUAUCCGAAGCCUCUCCUGCCUCUCCUACGAAAAAGAUGGCAGCUCCAAGAAAAGGGUCUGUGUCAAAAUCCAGAGCAACUUCAGCACCGCAAAGACCCAAAACAAGAAACGGGUCUGGGAAUGCACAACGACCACCCACUCGAUCCGGCGAAAAUAGCGGCAAGCGUCCAGAAGGCGACCCACCUUGGCUGGCAACAAUGUAUAAACCCGACCCCCGCCUACCACCUGACCAACAGCUCCUUCCCACAGUAGCCAAGCGCUUACAACAAGAACAAUGGGAGAAGGAAGGGAAAUUCGGCAACGCCUACGAUACCUCAUUCCGGCCGCUCAAUGACGAAGAAUUCCGGCAACCCGAAAUAACAACACAGACGAUAGAAAUGGAGGAGCAGAAACCGGAAAGCCUGAAUCCAAACUGGCCCCUUCAAGGCCCCAAGAGCCCAAUGCUGAGCACAGGCAGACCAGGCACAGCAGGCAACUACUCUACAAUCCCCAAAAUCACGGGCACACCACAGGGCAUUGGCCCACUCCCGAGUCCCAGGCCACCAAUCCGAACUCCUGAACCGCCUGAAAACACCAAGAAGGGAGGGUGCGGGUGUUGUGUUGUCAUGUAG